UUCAUCGAAGGACGUGUGCACAAAUGGAUGAUGCUGAGGAGCCCGACGCAGCAUCCACUUGACCCUCUGUGUUGAAUUGUUUGUGUAUUCGUGUUGCCUUUUAAGUACAUUUCCCUGCAAAAGCAACCGUGCGGCUGUAACAAUGUCGAUGUCAACAUUUCAAAAGGUUACGCUCGUGUCUUGUCUCGUGCUCUGCGUUGCUCUUCUGCUUCCGAAAAUGCUGCUCGGCGGAGGGAAGGGUGCACAGACCGAGGGUUCAGGACGGUUUCCUCCCAUGGUGCACCGGCAGAUGGCUCCGGACAGUCAGGGCCAGAGGGCUGCUGGGUCCACCAGGGCACACAACACCGAGGCUAUCGCCAGGGCUAAGGGGGGUGGGGGCACAGGGGUAGGGACCGGGGGCAAGUCCAACCUGGCAGGGCAGAUCAUCCCCAUCUACGGCUUUGCGAUCCUUCUUUACAUCCUCUACAUCCUGUUUAAGAUAACCUCAAAGGGGAAGUGCGCUGUACCUUCUGAACCCAGAUUUCCCUCAGUGAGAGCAGAGAACCGGAAGAGAAAGAUCACGGACUUUGAGCUGACUCAGCUGCAGGAUAAGCUGAGGGAGACAGAGAUGGUGAUGGAGAGGAUUGUGUCCAAAGCCAGCUACAGUCCUGAAAGGGUGACAGGGGUGAGUGCCGACCAGGAGGAGAGACUGCUUCUCCAGCUGAGAGAGAUCACGCGGGUGAUGCAGGAGGGCCGCCUGGUGGAGGGGGUUGCCCCCGCAGAUAUGGGGGCACAACACUGGGAAGGUUUCCCAGAGGAUCCCCAUCCAUGCUGGGAAGAGCCCUUCUGUGGAUACGACCAUACCCAGGCGACCAGCACCGAAGAGCAGCCAGAGAGGACCGACGAGUAUGGGGCUGACCAGGAGGGUGGGGCUUACCAGGAGAAGGGUGGGGCUUAUCAGAAGGAGAGUGGGGCUUACCAGAAGGAGGGUGGGGACUACCAGGAGGCAGGUAGGGCUGACCAGGAUAAGGGUGGGUCUGACCAGGAAGAGGGUGUGGCAAGCGAGGAGAGUGGGGUUGACCAGGAAGAGGGCAGGGCUGACCAGAAAGACAUUGGGCUUAACCAGGAAGAGAGCGUAGUUGACCAGGUGGUGGUUGGGGUUGACCAGGAAGAGGGCAGGGCUGACCAGAAAGACAUUGGGCUUAACCAGGAAGAGAGCAUAGUUGACCAGGAGGUGGUUGGGGUUGACCAGGAUGAGGGCAGGGCUGACCAGAAAGACAUUGGGCUUAACCAGGAAGAGAGCGUAGUUGACCAGGUGGUGGUUGGGGUUGACCAGGAAGAGGGCAGGGCUGACCAGAAAGAAGGUGGGCUUGACCAGGAAGAGAGCUUAGUUGACCAGGAAGGGGGCGGGGCUGACCAGAAAGACGUUGGGCUUAACCAGGAAGAGAGCAUAGUUGACCAGGAGGUGGUUGGGGUUGACCAGGAAGAGGGCAGGGCUGACCAGAAAGACGUUGGGCUUAACCAGGAAGAGAGCGUAGUUGACCAGGAGGUGGUUGGGGUUGACCAGGAAGAGGGCAGGGCUGACCAGAAAGAAGGUGGGCUUGACCAGGAAGAGAGCGUAGUUGACCAGGAAGAGGGCAGGGCUGACCAGAAAGAAGAUGGGCUUGACCAGGAAGAGAGCGUAGUUGACCAGGAAGAGGGCAGGGCUGACCAGAAAGAAGAUGGGCUUGACCAGGAAGAGAGCGUAGUUGACCAGGAGGUGGUUGGGGUUGACCAAGAAGAGGGCAGGGCUGACCAGGAGGAGGGUGUGGCUGAGGAUGAUGUAGGUGUAGCUAAGGCAGGGGCUGAUUUGAAUACUGAUGAGGAGGGAGGUGCUGAUUUGGCCACUGGGAAUGAGGAAUGUGGGGCUAAGCGUGAUGUGGGUGGGACUGAAGUGGAGAAAGCAGGAAUGGACAGGGAGGAGGGUGGGGCCAAUGACAAGCUGGGUCUGGCUGAUGAAGACAGGGGUGGUGCAGAGGAGGAGCUUGAGUUUACACUGAAGAUGCCCACCAUGUUGGAGCGAGAGGAAAAGGACGGUGUUAACCUGUCAACGGAGAUGUCAACUAGCCGUUCUCGUGUUAGAAGGAAAAGGAACAAGAAGCAGAAGAAAUGACCAAAAGAAAACAGAGUUGAUUGACUUCCCCUAAAUUCCUUCCUAUAAUUGGGAAAGUAGAGUGCCCCCCACAAACUUGAGUCUGGCUAUGCCCGUCUAGCAACAUUUCUUCCUAGCCUCCAAUGCUUCCAAACAGGAUGGGCCAUAGCAUGAAGGUUAGCAGUAGCCAGUCUAUAAACAUAGGAUCAAAAAGCUCCACCCGAGAAAGAUGGUAUCUCUUCCUUAAGUGACAGUCUGAAGCAGAAGUCAUACCCACAGUAUUGUACCAAUGCUUUGUUCAGAUGUUCACUAUCGCAUAAUAGCUUUGGCACAAUGCGCAUUACAGUGAACUGAAUGAUUUGGAAGGCACUGUGCUCCUACGGUCUUGAUUCACAUCUGGGCUUGAGAGUAUGCUUGUUGUCCUCUUAGUGCAAUAAACCAUAAUUAGAAUACA
Molecule: messenger RNA, 2564 nt
Organism: Oncorhynchus keta (chum salmon)
Lineage: Eukaryota; Metazoa; Chordata; Actinopteri; Salmoniformes; Salmonidae
Product: protein RIC-3
Exons: 6
Coding region: 143-2131 (662 amino acids)
Biological process (GO): synaptic transmission, cholinergic; protein localization to cell surface
Cellular component (GO): neuron projection; neuronal cell body; intracellular membrane-bounded organelle
Source: RefSeq, a predicted model, not a curated record